AUGGUCCACAGCACUGCAUCGGUAUCAUUUCCUCCUGGAAUUCACGUACCCAGUCUGACCUGGUUCGCCAAUGAUACCACUCAAGAGAUUGACUGGCCGACACAAACUGAGCACAUCAAGUUCUUGAUCGCUUCUGGCCUCCAUGGCGAGGCUGUGACUCUGUCGCCAAAGGAGAAGUCCGACCUUGUCAGCACAACUCGCAAGCUUGCCAAUGAACUCGGUCGACCAGAUGUCAUCAUCACACUUGGAUGUGGAGGACAAAGCACACGGGAUGUCAUUGCAGAGACAAGACUUGCUCAGGAAGCUGGAGCCGACUUCGCACUGGUUCUCGUGCCGAGCUACUUCCAUUUCGCAAUGAACGAGGACGCCAUCGUCGAGUUCUUCCAGGAGGUGAGCAUUGCAGUCUCUUUGGGAUCAUGUUCAUUUCUGAUUCAAUCUCCAGNNCUUGCCGAUGCCUCACCCAUUCCANUCCUGAUCUACAACUUCCCUGGUGUUGUUGCUGGACUCGAUGUCAACUCCGACAUGCUCUCAAAACUCGGCAGCCACCCUAAUAUCGUCGGAGUCAAGCUGACCUGCGGAGGCAUUGCCAAGGUAGCUCGCAUUCGUGCGCAAUUCUCGCCUGCCGAGUUUUGUGCUCUUGCUGGACAAAGUGACUGGCUCGUCCCAGCUCUGGCUGUUGGCGCGACUGGAACCAUCACUGGCGUCGCAAACCUGUACCCGAAAUACUGCAUUGAAAUCUACAACUUGUGGACGCAAGGCAAGACCAAGGAGGCCGAGAAGGCACAACUGGAGCUUGCAAAGAUGGAGUGGGGAUUCGCAAAGGGUGGUAUCAACGGCACAAAAUGGGUUGUUGCGAAACUCAGAGGAUACUCGCUCAACAACUGCCACUGCAGGCGGCCGUAUCCCAAGUUUGUUGACGCGAAGAAGCAGGCGUGGGUUUUGGAUACUGUGAGUCCGCUACAGAAGCAAGAGGAUAACCUGGUUUAA
This is a messenger RNA of Aureobasidium vineae, 987 nucleotides long. Lineage: Eukaryota; Fungi; Ascomycota; Dothideomycetes; Dothideales; Saccotheciaceae. The record is from the annotation of a GenBank genome assembly.